UUUGGCUGAGUAAGAUGGUUGCCAUAUACAUUUCCUUUUCCUAUUUUGUGCAAAAUUGACCGUUGUAAUUAAACGCUUUCUCUACCUAUAUUCAUUGUUGUCAAAUAAAUGUUUCAUGAGUUAAUGAAAGUUUAAUUUUGAUAAUGUUUGCCGAGGAAGAAACAGAAUUGCGAGAUUUAAUAAUACAAAAUUUAGAAAGUUGUGGUUUUCUGAAUAAAAUUAAAGCUGAAUUGCGCGCUGGUGUUUUUUUGGCAUUAGAAGAAGACGGUAAUUUAAGAACAAAAGUUCCUCUUUUUAACAAGAAAUUUGAUGAUUUUAUUGAAACGUCUGAUGGAAAGAUAAUUGUUUCCAUCGUACGUGAAUUUUUAGAGUAUUUCAAUCUCAAUUUUACAUUAUCGGUGUUUGAUCCUGAAAUAGCUUCUUCUUCUUCGCCUUGCUAUAAUCGCUCAGAUCUUUGUGAUAAACUAAAACUCGAAAACACAAAAUUCGACGGCCCAGUUAUUUUAGCCUUAUUAAAAACGACUAAUGGUAAACAGUCUGAAAAAGGUAAAAUUCCAAAUUUAAGUCCUGAUUUUUUUGAAAAGCAUGCCAUUGCAUCAUCAGAUUCGGUAAAAUCAAAUUUAGUUAAUGACAUUUUAUCCAAAGAAAAGGAUAAAUCUGACACUUUUCUUUCAAGAGAAAUAUCUGCUGUUACUAAUGAUGUGGCAAAUGAAUUAGCUGAUGACAGUGAAAUGUGUAUGAAAGACAAAGGAAAUAAAAAGCCAUUUAUAGGAGAGAUAUAUGCAAAAGAUUUAUUUGAAACGAAAUCCGCUACAAAAAAAGAUUUGCUUGAUACUACUUUUGAUAAGCCUAAUGCUGAAGAAAAAUCUAGUAUAAAUACUUUUUUUAAAGAUACAACAACUAUUUCAAGUCUUGAUCACGAUCCUUUUUUUGAUGAACCGCUUCCUGCAGAAAAAUCUCCAUACUUUAGCAUUCCAACUGAAAAAGGACUCGGCUCAUUUGAUUUUAAAGAUGGAAUUGGAAAAAAAGAUCCUGCAAAUGUAAAAAAUGAGUCUUUAGUUUCAGAAAAAGGAAGCUUGUCAUGUCUAAAGGAUCUUCCAUCUUUAACAUCGAAAAGUACUAAUUGGACUUUUAACAAUGAAUCAAAAAGUGCACUCCCGAGUUUAGAAUCAGUGAAAUCUGGUUCAGAACAUUCUAAUGAAGAAAUCAACCUUAAUGCAAGAGUUAGUUCCAAUGUAAAAAAUACUGACAACACUGAAUCAAAUGAAGAUUUGAGUGAUAAUAAACUCAAUUCUGAAGAAAGCAUUGAGGAAGAACUUGAAGAAGAUUUUUCAGCAGGAAUUGAUGAUCUUUUGAAUAGUAGUUUAUCAUUAGGUGAUGAUGCUACAACUGAUCAUACUAUUUCGCAAGCAAGUAUAAUUGAAGGAGUAGAUCACGUCGAAACAUGUAACUCUACUAAAUAAAUAUAUAUAUUUUUUUCAUACCAGUUUU
Molecule: messenger RNA, 1491 nt
Organism: Stegodyphus dumicola
Lineage: Eukaryota; Metazoa; Arthropoda; Arachnida; Araneae; Eresidae
Biological process (GO): microtubule anchoring
Cellular component (GO): centrosome
Source: RefSeq, a predicted model, not a curated record